Mucor mucedo is the source of this 2136-nucleotide messenger RNA. RefSeq names its product general substrate transporter. The record is from RefSeq and is a predicted model, not a curated record. Gene Ontology annotation, cellular component: membrane. The coding region runs from base 61 to 1704 and encodes 547 amino acids. Lineage: Eukaryota; Fungi; Mucoromycota; Mucoromycetes; Mucorales; Mucoraceae. Gene Ontology annotation, molecular function: myo-inositol:proton symporter activity. Gene Ontology annotation, biological process: transmembrane transport. The transcript has 7 exons.
AGGAAGCGUUGCUUUCUUCUCAAAUCUAGUAGAGUAAUUGUUCAAUUUUCAGCUUACUGAAUGAGUGUAGAUAAUAUCAAAAGUCAAAAGUCAGAAAUGACAGACUACAACACUAAAAAAGUGUUAGAUCCUCAUGAAGAGAUUUAUGAACCCCAUGAGGAGAUCUCGGAUGAAUCUGAAAUGACUGGCAAGGCAUCACCUUUUGUUUACUUGUUGGUUAUUUGCGUUUGUGUUGGUGGUUUCUUGUUUGGUUACGAUACCGGUGUCAUUUCUGGCGCUUUGACAUUUUUGGAAGAUGAGUUCCAUAUGAACAGUGUUCAAAAGGAACUUGUUGUUGGAGCAACCACUUUUGGUGCAAUCUUUGGUGGUUUUGGUGCUGGUAUUUUAAGUGAUAGGUUUGGAAGAAAGAUUCUUGUGAUUGUCUCUUCAGUGAUCUUUAUCGCGGGAGCUUUGAUCCUUGCCUUAGCACCUAACUAUGGCGUACUCUUGUUUGGUAGAAUUGUUGUUGGUUUAGCUGUCGGUAUUGCUUCCAUGAUUGUACCCGUCUAUGUCAGUGAACUCUCUCCCAAGCAUAUCCGUGGUAGAUUGACUACUUUAAACACACUUGUCAUCACAUUCGGACAAGUCAUGGCCUAUGUCAUGAAUAUUGCUUUUGCUAGAGUACCCAAUGGCUGGAGAUAUAUGUUUGGUGUUGCUGGUGUUCCCGCAUUAUUCCAAUUUGUCAUCAUGCCUUUCCUUCCCGAAUCACCUAGACGAUUAGUGGCUAUCCAGAAAUUCGAUGAAGCCAAAAGUGCCAUCCGCAAAGUCUAUGGAGAUUCUGUCACCGAUACAUUUAUUGACCGAGAAAUUAAGAUGAUUGAUGAUGAUAUUCAUGCUUGUAGAUCAGGUUCCUUCAAAGACUUUUUACACCGCGAUAAUUUUAUGCCUAUGAUGAUUGCUUGUAUUCUGCAAGCUGCCCAACAAUUGUCCGGUUUUAAUGCAGCCAUGUAUUAUGCUGCUACUAUUUUACAAAUGGCAGGUUUUAGAAGUAACGAAGGAGCUACUAGUGUUGCUAUUAUUGUGGCUGCCACCAACAUGGUCUUUACGGCCAUUGCUGUCACUGUAAUUGAUAAAGUAGGCCGCAGAAAGAUGCUCUUGUACACAAUGGUUGCCAUGAUUUUGGGUUUAAUUGCCUUGGGUGGUACAUUUGCUGCCCAGCAAGGAUUUGUUACCCAACAGAGUGAAUGUAUCAACUACUCUGGAAACUGUGCUCGUUGUGUCUUGGAUAGUAAAUGCGGUUGGUCAAUUGCUUCCAACAUCUGUGUUGCUUCCAAAGACAACCUUGCUGAUAUUUUCCAAAGUGCCACAGGAUGUCCCGCACAGUCAAAAGAUAAAACUAUCACGGGUCUCUUGUUAACCUUUUUAGUCGUCUAUGUCGGUAGUUAUGCUCUCGGACUUGGGUAUAUUCCUUGGUUGGCUCAAGCUGAAAUGUUUCCCAUGUCCAUCCGAGGCAAAGCCAAUGGUGUUGCUACAGCCGUCAACUGGAUUUGUAAUUUGAUUAUCUCCACCACUUUCUUAUCCAUGAAUGAAGCAUUUACUGCCGCUGGUACUUUUUGGUUCUAUGCAGGUCUCUCUAUUGUUUUGUUACUCAUGUUAAUUCGUUUGAUGCCAGAGACAUCUGGUAAAUCGCUCGAAGAAAUUCAUGAAUAUUUUCUUAAAAUUUAAUCCUUAUCAACUAUAAUCUACUGUAUUACUAACUUAACCUAAUAAUAAAAAAAAGAAAGGCUUUCUGUUUAUUCUUCUAAUCAUGUGUAUAACGCACAGAUCCCCUGGUCGUAAGGGCAUAGGUGCGGACUUGAUGUACUUCUGGACAAUUAAUCAUUCGUCUGAAGCGCGCAUAUGGAGAUUAACAAUUAAGACAGACGCAUAUGAGUGGGAGCACAACCCAUUAGAUUCACCAGUCUACAUAGACCUCCAUUAAUGAUAAAUCAUUUGUAAAUAUAGGUCGAUACCACAAAAGGAGCUCGUUGAUCACCAAUGUGUAAAUUCGCGUAGUAGAACGCUCUAUUUGGCAAUACAUUUAUUAUUGAGCGCAACUAUGGAUCCACGUCAACAAUCAGCUCAUGAAAAUGAGUGUAUGCAGUAAGUAAAGACUUG